Molecule: messenger RNA, 838 nt
Organism: Alnus glutinosa
Lineage: Eukaryota; Viridiplantae; Streptophyta; Magnoliopsida; Fagales; Betulaceae
Product: pectinesterase inhibitor 10
Exons: 1
Coding region: 215-799 (194 amino acids)
Source: RefSeq, a predicted model, not a curated record
AGUUGAUGCCCCCCGGCCAAAUCUUUAAUAGUUAAUGCGCAUGCUUCAUUCUUGUAUUUUUAUGAGCCUUCCACAAAAUAGUACUCAGACAACUACUACCGAAGACCUACGGACUCACCGGAAAUUAAUAUUAAUUCCCUCUUCUCUAACAUGAGCUUCAUUUUCGGAUCUUGAACCUUUCAGAUCUGCAAGAACAGAAACCCCAGAAUCCAAAAUGCACAGUACUGACAAUAGCCAUAACUUUGCUAAGCAGUCGUUUCAAAUCAAGGAGGAUGGGAAGUUCUUCACAAGGCUUCUGUCCAAGGAGACCUCCGUGGCCAACUCUUCUUUCCGGGUGCUUUACUAUGGAGGCGCAUCCGGCGCCGUUCCGUUCAUGUGGGAGUCACAGCCGGGCACACCUAAGCACACCUUUUCUGAAACCUCUCUUCCUCCCCUCACGCCCCCUCCUUCCUAUUAUUCUAAGUACUCCAUGUCCGACUCCAUGAAAAAGAGCUCAAAGCGAAACCUCUUGCACACCAUUUUCCCCAAGCUGUCUCCGAGGAAGGCUCUUGUGUCGCCAUCGUCGUCGCUGUCUUCUGUGUCAUCUUCAUCGUUAUCAUCAUGGUCGUCGUCGACAUAUUCAUCGCCGCCAUCUUUCAUGAAACCAAAAUAUCAAAGAUCGUCGCCCACUUCAACGUUGUCGUUUGGUGCAAGGCGUAAAGCUAAUUCGAAUCGGUUCCGAGGCUGCUACCCAAUGGGGAACAUGAAGAAUGCAUUCUUGUCCAUUGUAGGUCAUGGAUCAGGCCAAGGUACUGCUUAGUGACUUUAUCUACGAUGUUGAUUUUUUUUUUUUUUUUGG